AUUCGCAUCGCGCAGAGGCAGCAGCGGUUUUCUUCUCCCCUCGCUUGAGUUACUCCGGCGGCGGCGAUCACGUCCGGAUCAAGCAGAAGGAGAUGGCAACCCUUGGCCUUACUCCAAACACGAAUCCAAACAAAUCAUUCGAGGUACUUCCUAACCCAGGUGACUCUGUAUCGAGCCUCAGUUUUAGCCCAAAGAGUAAUCUUCUUGUGGCAACUUCCUGGGAUAACCAGGUAAGAUGCUGGGAGAUUGUUGGUGGGAGUAGUCAGCCAAAGGCAUCUAUAUCACAUGACCAGCCAGUUCUCUGCUCAGCUUGGAAGGAUGAUGGAACUACUAUAUUCUCUGGAGGCUGUGAUAAACAGGUAAAGAUGUGGCCUCUGUUGUCUGGUGGGCAGGCUCAGACUGUUGCAAUGCAUGAUGCACCUGUCAAGGAGAUUGCAUGGGUUCCUCAAAUGAAUCUUCUUGUUUCUGGAAGCUGGGAUAAGACCCUAAGGUACUGGGACACAAGGCAAUCAAAUCCUGUCCAUGUUCAGCAACUUCCAGAGCGUUGUUACGCACUUACAGUGAACUAUCCCCUUAUGAUUGUGGGAACCGCUGAUCGUAAUCUGGUUGUCUUCAACUUGCAGAAUCCUCAGGCGGAGUUCAAGCGCAUCCAAUCACCACUCAAAUACCAGACUAGGUGUCUUGCUGCAUUCCCAGAUCAACAAGGAUUUUUGGUGGGCUCCAUUGAAGGAAGAGUUGGCGUGCAUCAUAUUGAUGAGUCACAGCAAAGCAAAAAUUUCACAUUCAAAUGCCACAGGGAAGGGAAUGAUAUUUUCUCUGUCAAUUCACUGAACUUUCACCCAGUUCAUCACACGUUUGCAACCGCUGGAUCGGAUGGUGCAUUCAAUUUCUGGGAUAAGGAUAGCAAACAAAGACUGAAGGCUUUUAGUCGGUGCCCUCUUCCCAUUCCUUGCAGUACCUUUAACACUGAUGGGUCGAUAUUUGCUUAUGCGGUGUGCUAUGACUGGAGCCGUGGGGCUGAAAACCACAACCCUGCCACCGCAAAGACAUCCAUCUACCUUCAUAGUCCACAAGAAUCUGAGGUUAAAGGGAAGCCAAGAAUCACGACAGGAAGGAAAUGAUUACAUCAAGCUACGCAGAACCAAAGAGUGCACGAGAAAUCAUGUAUAUUGGAAGACUAUGUUUAUCCAGGACCUCUCUGUGUCCAUCUUGCAGGAUGCUUUUCUCUUGGUUGGUCAUCAAUUUUGUUGUGUCCAGUCUCGUGUCAGCAUCUGGUAGAUGUAAAUGUCAGUCUACUCGUAGCCACUGAAGAUAGGGGUUUAGUCUCAGGUCUUAGCAUGCAUCUAUUUAGAAUGUCUAGCCCUCUUUUAAGUUAUGUUUAUCAAGUUCUUCCAAGACUAUUUUCUGUUGUCGAUAUAAUCAGAGCGGCGCAUACUCAGCCUCCGAGGGAACUGUUGCAAGUGAUGUAAAUUGUUGCAAAUGUAAUUUGAUACUUUGUUAGAAUUAUCACCAUGUUCUGAUAUCUACUAAAUUUAACGGUGUCAAUCAGCAGUGCAAAUUAACUUUAUGGGGGUUUGGCCCGUGAAUCUGAAUGGUGUAUUUGAAUUUGAAA
Molecule: messenger RNA, 1612 nt
Organism: Oryza brachyantha (malo sina)
Lineage: Eukaryota; Viridiplantae; Streptophyta; Magnoliopsida; Poales; Poaceae
Product: protein RAE1-like
Exons: 12
Coding region: 93-1121 (342 amino acids)
Biological process (GO): RNA export from nucleus; transcription-dependent tethering of RNA polymerase II gene DNA at nuclear periphery
Cellular component (GO): nuclear pore
Molecular function (GO): RNA binding; ubiquitin binding
Source: RefSeq, a predicted model, not a curated record